AGAACUGGAAUUGGUUGCAGAAUGUCGGUUUUGGUCUUACUCAACAUACAAUGUCCAUUCAGUGUUCGAUACGCUGUUACUAAAGAAACACGUAUUAAGACAUAGUCUUGUUUACUUGGCAUCAUUUUCAGAUUCUGCAAGUCUUCUUCAGUCAAUUUGUUAUUAAAAUUUUAUACUUUUGCUCGAUUUUGCUAUCCGAAAAUCAUGGAACGUACACAAUCAAGCAUUUUUGGCUGGGAAACAGUUGGCAAAGCUAUUGGUUGGAUUGGAAUCGGAUUGAAUGUUGGACUUGGAAUAUUUUGUGUAUCUCUAUUCUGGCUAUUGAACGGGGAAAUUUAUUUGAUUUUUACGCUUGUGAUAUUCUUUCUGAAUUUGAUAGCAAGCUACUACUGGCUCAUUGGCAUUGCUAAGAAGAAGAAGUGGUUAAUGUUGGCUUCGUUAAUUUGGUUCUCGAUUCCUUUGAGUAUUUGGGGUACUUUUAUGUUAUUCAUCUUAUUUGAAGGAAUAUGCCGAAUGUUUGAAGGCAAAAAACCAUUUGUACAGCACGAUUAUCUUGUCUUUGCAAUAACAGCGUUUUGUGUAGUAGCAUACUUUGCCGCCGUACUCAGCUAUAGACCAAUACAAAAACAUUUCCGAACGAAUAGUACCGAAACUCAACGAUUAAAUGUGUCGUACACAGUACAGUCGAGAAAUGAAGAGCUUAUUCAAAAGUGUGCCUGCGAACCGAAUUGUGAUUGUUGCGAACGAAAAGACAAUUCACGUACAAAAUGAAAAUAUAGACUGAUUUGAAUGAGUGACCAACGCAGUUGUAAUGCGUUUCAACGGUUUUGCUCUCUCCGCUUCGCGGUUCUUUGUCCAUUUUCGUCGCAAUGUGUGCAUCUGCCGCUGACAACAUUUACGCGUUUCAACAUCAUUAUCGCGUGCGUUCUAUC
Molecule: messenger RNA, 932 nt
Organism: Contarinia nasturtii (swede midge)
Lineage: Eukaryota; Metazoa; Arthropoda; Insecta; Diptera; Cecidomyiidae
Exons: 4
Coding region: 205-771 (188 amino acids)
Source: RefSeq, a predicted model, not a curated record